AUGACAAACUCUCUUGAGUCCUCGCGGCCCAUGCUUGCCAACUCUAACGAGAAGAAGUCGGCCGCCAACCGCGCAUCCACCCGCAUGUCCACCUACAGCGCCACACCCACCCUCACACCCUCCAUCGCGCCCUCGCACCUGUCGCAAGCCUCGUCAACAGCCGGCGACCCCAAGUCACACGACAUCAAGACAUGGAACGCAGGUUUUGACCGCCUCGAAGACAAGCGCCUAGUCCAACAACGGUACGCCCUCAACGAGCGCAAGACAGACGACAUGAGCAAGCUGGCGCUGGGAGCAAAGCUGGACCGCGCACUCGCACGUCGCAUGUCAGGUCAAGACGCCGUCUUCCGGCCAAAGGGCGCAGAGAAGAAGGAGAUUCAGACAUAA
Messenger RNA from Alternaria incomplexa, 387 nucleotides. RefSeq lists its product as uncharacterized. The transcript has 2 exons. The record is from RefSeq and is a predicted model, not a curated record. Bases 1 to 387 code for a protein of 128 amino acids. NCBI's taxonomy places the organism in Eukaryota, Fungi, Ascomycota, Dothideomycetes, Pleosporales, Pleosporaceae.